UCGUUUAGUAUACGCGUGGCGGUGUGGACAUGAGCUGUGUCGUGUUGGAAACAAGCCGAUAACAUUGUGACAAAAAUGAACUGUUUAAAGUUUAUAGUGAAACAUUUGUUGUUUAUUUUCAAUUUAAUAUUUACGCUCGUAGCCCUGGCGAUAAUAGGCGUGGGCAGUUACGCGCUGCACUAUGUAAACCACAACGACAUCUUGGCAAACCUCACUGCAGCCGGUGACGUCACCAUUGCUCAUGACUUCAGCCCGAGCGUCUUGAAGUUCGCCUGCAUAUCCGUCAUCGUGCUGGGAUGUGUUGUAUUCUUGGUCUCCUUCUGUGGAUGCUGCGGAUCGAUUUCUGAGAACAAGUGCUUGAUUUGUUCGUACGCGAUAAUUAUGCUAAUACUGGCUGGUGGCAGCAUCCUCGUGGUCGUGAUCAGGAGCUCGUACGUCGACGUAGCUGACAAGUUGGUGAAGGAUUACCUACACGACAUUUUCUACACUCCUCCGUACCCUAUCGAAGAUGAGACUAUCAAUGGAUUGCAGUUCGCUAUAAAAUGCUGCGGUGACUACGGUUCGCAGUUUUACAACGGCACGACUUUAAACGUUGACGAGCACGUCUUAGAAGCUAUAUACGACAAGCUAAACAUCACCGGAAUCGGUCUAGUCUCUCCCAGCUGCUGCUCCACAAUAGAUUUGAGGUCCUUCUUAGAUGACCCUCAGAAUUAUCUGUUGGAUGAGUUCCAAUGUACCAUUGACGAUUUGUACCAAGAAGGCUGCGUGCCAAAAGUGUUGGACUUUGUUUCGGUCGUUGAGAAAUAUAUUACAAUUAUUUUUGGUGUUAUCGCUGGAGUCACGGUAUUGUCGUUCAUACUCGGGUUUUACAUGUGCUGUGCGAUCAAACCCAAACAUUCCAAAUAUGACAGAUAUUGAAUUCUCGAAACACGAGAAUGUGGUAGACAGGACCCAGGACUCCUGCCUAAUGCGUGAAAAAAAAACAUUUAUUCGCGGAAGUUUAUAACGCGCUAAACAUAUAUUUAUAAUACAAGUCAAUUGUAAAUUAAAAUGUAUUAAAAGGAAUGGAGAGGCAUUCAUGUCCUUAUAUCUUUUGGCUCAGUUGAAGUAUAUAAGAUACUACAUAUUUUAGUGAAAGAUCUGUGAUAUCUAAUUCUACUUGGGUACGUUAUGAGGCUGUAAUACAAUAUCGUACUAAAAAAUUUUUUGGAUGCGCGUCGUCAAUUUAAUAUUUUUGACAUUUGCGCUACUUACCUAAGUAAAUAAUUUCUUAGCUCGCUGUACAUUAGAAUUUUAUUUAUUACGAUAAAAACAAUUUUUAAUAUAAGUAUAUGUAUAUUUUUA
This is a messenger RNA of Plodia interpunctella (Indianmeal moth), 1344 nucleotides long. Its product is annotated as 23 kDa integral membrane protein-like. Gene Ontology annotation, cellular component: plasma membrane. The transcript is spliced from 5 exons. The coding region runs from base 76 to 918 and encodes 280 amino acids. The record is from RefSeq and is a predicted model, not a curated record. Lineage: Eukaryota; Metazoa; Arthropoda; Insecta; Lepidoptera; Pyralidae.